Molecule: messenger RNA, 1317 nt
Organism: Trypanosoma conorhini
Lineage: Eukaryota; Euglenozoa; Kinetoplastea; Trypanosomatida; Trypanosomatidae
Exons: 1
Coding region: 1-1317 (438 amino acids)
Source: RefSeq, a predicted model, not a curated record
AUGGACGGUGUGCAGUACCAGAUAGAGCAGCUGCAGUACGCCCUCGCGCAGCUGGACCCGUAUCGCAUGCUGGCGCCAGAGGACGCCUCCCAGCUGCAGCUGGGCCUUGCGAACACAACAGCGAUUGCCCGUCGUGUAGUGGAGCGGCAGUCCCGCCGAACGUUUCCGAUGCGGCUGGCGGGCGUGAGUGUGUCUGGCAGCGUUCGACCCACACUUCCCAGUGUGAGCCCCUUCACCUCCUCGCCUUCGAGGGAGACGCCUCGGAAGGAGCCCUGUGACGGCUCCGGCAAUGGCCUAACGUCUGCUGGGGGGAAAGGGAGUGACGCAGGGGAGUCCUUGCCGCAGCACGGUGAGAGGGAGGGCGAGGGAGGAUGCUUCUACGAGUCAGUUCUUAGCGUCGCCACGCAGCACGGGGUUUCAGUGGAAGAGAUUCGUCGCUACAAUCCACAGCUGUCGGAGUACAACGAUGAGGAUGUGCUUCCAAGGAACACAUACAUUAAGAUGAAGCUGCAAAUGUACCCACAGCCCCACCGUGAAGACGACACGGAGCAGGCGACGGUUGAUGCUCGUGCAGAAACACGGCAACCUCGCCCAGGCGACACCGUGUCAUCAGAGCCCCCUAUGCCGUUAGCACCAUUACCAACCAUUCAAGAGGCACUGCGCCGUCCCAUGAAUUCGAACGCCAUGCUGGCGCGAGGUGGUGGAGGUUCUUCACCCCUUGGGCCUCGCGCGGAUAGCGCGGACUCACCGGAUGGGCCACUGAUGCAACUACCCUCCCCUUCCCCUGACAGAUCGGGCGUGGCACGAAGAGGAAAUCUCACCAGCCACUCCAUCGCAAGUAAACUCCAUGACCAUAGCCAUACAAUCGACAUAAAUUCCAUGCACUCUGCUGUUGCCCCUGCCCCUGUGGCUGCCGCGGGUGCCGGCAAUGGUUCUGCCGUGACAGAGGUUUCCAAGGGCACUUUAAGUGCCCAAAACCUUGCCGAGGUGGAAACCAUGGCAGCUGAGGCUGCUCCAAGUUCUUUUUCCGCCUCGAAGUUUGGCAAGCCUUCGCUUACCCAGCACAAGAACACCGUGCCCUCAGCUAAUACCCGUGCUAUUUCGAGAUAUGCAAACAGGCUGUGGGCCGGCGAUUAUGAUUAUUCCCUCACGACAGAAUCAUCUUCCUUUCACUCUACUCUUACACCAACUCCGAACAUGUCGCCGCAGCCAAACAAAAAGAACAACCAGGUGGAAUCUGGAAACUCAAGGAGGGGUGCAUUGGGAGCUGCAGCUACCCCGCCACCGUCGCUGGCAGCAAAAAAAAGUGGCGGAUGA